UGAUGUUCAUCAGUGCACGCCAUAGGUCUCACUUCUUCUGCCGGUCCGUCGACUGUCAAUACCAGAGACCUACAAAUUUAGGAGUUUCAUUAAUUCUUCAUUCCGUCCAUUUCAUAUGUUUUAUUCCCAUGUGUAUGGAUUUCGUCAGUGCUGAGCCCAAGCAGUGUAUCCACGAUGGAAUUUUUAACCUUUUCAUAUUUUUUAAAACGUCAUCAUUUUUUUUUUUCUUUGAAAUUGAGAUAAUUUUUCAAUUCUAGAAAAAAGAAAAAAAAUAUUGCUCGUAAACGAACUUUGUGAUCGGAUUUCCUUUCACGUUGUCAAAGAUUUAGGGUAUGUUAUAAAUGGUUUAGUUUUUAUCGUUGUGAGUUUAUGAUCAUUUUAUUAAAAGAAAUCAUGCUGCAUCUGUUUACACCUAUCGGAUCGUUAUUUGAUUAUUGUAUGGAGUUGAUGUUUUUUUUUUGAUUAUAUGAUGGAGUUUGUAGUUAUUGAAUACUUGGAUGUUAAUUGUUUGCCGUAAGAAACUAGUUUGAAUUAUUCGGCCACACUUAUUAUAAUAUUUCAUUAAUGCCGGCGACUAACAUAAUUUGCCAAAUUUGGGUUUUAAUUAAUAAAAAGUCAUAAAUUUUAUACUCUCGGAGCCCCAUUUAAUAAUGGAUAGCAAACUUAAACAAGAUGCUUCAGAUGGGAUCAUGUUGGAUUGGUUUAUUUCUCAGAGUAUUUAUCUUGGGAAUAGAAUAAUGUCAGAUAAAUAAACCACGGAUAUACAAAGAUUUAUAGUGAGAUUAUCCUUAAAAAACGGUUUACGCCGUUAAAAAAAAAAAACGUUUAACUAAACGAAAGUCAAUAUUGUCUAUCUUUUUUUUGAUGUGUUCCCCCCUUUACGUCAGAAGACAGAUUGGGAUCGCGCAUCGGAAGAGAGUUCUGUGCGAGACAACGGAGUGAGCAGUUUUUUUUUUGGUAAAAGAGCAAUGCCAGAAAUGGCCGCUGUGUGUCAAGAUCCUACAGGGACCCCGCCAUCCAUGUUCGGUGGUCGGGGGCCCCAGGGCAUCGGGCCCCCUCAUGGCUACUACAACCACUGUGGAUACCAGACGCCCGCCCCCCACGGCCAUUAUGCUUCUGACGGCUACGGGACGUUUCAGGUAAUUUACGUUCAAAGACGUGACGUGGUCGUUCUCAUGCUACAUGUGAUUAUCAUUCUAGAACAGCGGUUCUCAACUUGUGGGUCACAAACCUCUUAGAGGGUCAAACGAGCCUUACACAGGGGUUGCCUAAGACCAUCGGAAAACACAUAUUUAUGAAGUUACGAAAAUAAUUUAAUUGUUGGGGGUCACCACAACACGACGAGCUGUAUUAAAGGGUCAUGGCACUAGGGAGCUUGAGAACCACUGUUCUAGAACAUUUUGAACAUUUGAAAACAAACAAAAAACAAAUGAGAAUCUUUCAGAAAUACACUUACAACGUAUAACCUUUCUAUCAACAGCAGUAAUGUUUAUAAUAAAUUACAAUCGAUGCUCACUCUCGACUAUUAAAGACUAUUAGGUAUAUAUUAUAAUAUAAUAAAGCAAUUGCUAAUCAUACUGUUAAGGCUUGUAAUUAACAAUACACUAAACAAGCCUAUCUGAAGAUUUUGUAAGACUAACUCUCUAGGUCCUGACUGCCGAACAAAUCUGUCUAUCUUAUUUACAUUACAUGAUGUGUAAAGUUGUCAGUCUAUCGUCAUAUUUUGGGACAGUUUAAAGGUUAAAUUUUGGAAUCACAUAAUGCUAAUUCAAGUUUAAAAAUAAACAGAUGCUGAUGUUUACCCUAGUUUAUGUUUAGGUUUAGUGCCAAUGUAUUGCAUAAAAAGUUAUAAACUAUUUUAUAAUUUAGAAUUACCGUUUGGAUAGAUAAACCUGCAUUGCAAAUAAUAAUAUUUUUUGUAUGUCAGUAAUAGUUCUUGAGUUAUUCAAUUUCCUAUAAUUUCAAAGUCAUGGAUAAUAGAUUGUAAAUAAAUUUACGAUUAUUGUAUUUGUUGUUUUUUUAAUACCACAUAGAAGUAUUUAUUUUAAACUGGCGAUAUAAACUUGAAAAAUGCAAUAAAAUAUCAUCAUUCUUCAUUAUUUCUUAAAGUCUGAUAUUAUUAUCAUAACAGAUUGAAAAAUAUUGAUAAGCAAUCUCAUGACCAAUUGUCGUGCGUCUUUCUCCAGCAGACGCCUCAAGCAGAGCCCGCAACCCACCAGCAGCACCAUCUGCAGCCCCAGCAUCUUCCUCAGCACCACCACAAUCAGCAGCAGUCCUGGGGCUAUGGGCUGCCAAUGUCGGCCAACGGCAGGACCAAUCACGGCGCCAUCAGCGACGAGUGGACGUACAUGGUCCCCGGCGGGAGCAGCACCCCAACGCAGGUUGGUAAAUGUUGUGAUGGCUUAUGUGUAGGCACCCCAACUUAGAGGCACCCCCAACUGAGGUUCAAAUGGCAGCACCCCACCAAGGUUUUUCUUCUGGUUUAUACGUCGACACCGAAACCAAGGUUUAUGUCAGCAUCCCAGCCAAGGAUUUUCGUGGGGUUAAUAUGUCAGCACCCCAACCAAGGUUUAUAUGUCAGCACCCCAACCAAGGUUUAUAUGUCAGCACCCCAACCAUGGUUUAUAUGUCAGCACCCCAACCAUGGUUUAUAUGUCAGCACCCCAACCAAGGUUUAUAUGUCAGCACCCCAACCAAGGUUUAUAUGUCAGCACCCCAACCAAGGUUUAUAUGUCAGCACCCCAACCAUGGUUUAUAUGUCAGCACCCCAACCGAGGUUUAUAUGUCAGCACCCCAACCAAGGUUUAUAUGUCAGCACCCCAACAAAGGUUUAUAUGUCAGCAUCCCAACCAUGGUUUAUAUGUCAGCACCCCAACCAAGGUUUAUAUGUCAGCACCCCAACCAAGGUUUAUAUGUCAGCACCCCAACCAAGGUUUAUAUGUCAGCAACCCAUCCAAGGUUUAGUGAGCACCUGACCCAAAGAUUAUAUGUUAAUACUCCAACCAACCGCUCCCCUGACAAGACCCACAGGACCCCUGACACCGCCAACCGCAUACCCUGACAUCGCCAACCGCACCACUGACACAAUCCAACCGCACCCCUAACACUGCCAUUUCCACCCCCUGGCAUCACCAACCGCACCCCUGACACAACCCAACGCACCCCUGACAUCGCCAACCGCACCCUGACAUUGCCAACCACACCCCUGACACCGCCAACUGCACCCCUGACACCGCCAACCACACCACUGACAUCGCCAACCGCACCACUGACAUCGCCAACCGCACCACUGACUUCGCCAACCGCACCACUGACACAGCCCAACGCACCCCUGACAUCACCAACCGCACCCCUGACAUCACCAAUCGCACCCACGGAGAUAGCGGAAACCCUUGCCAUUAAAAUCGUUGAACCGCUAAAUUUAUUAAACUGCGUUAAUCACUGUUCUUCGUUCCCCCACCCCCCCACCCCCCGGGGUCGCUCCCAGAGAUUUACUCAUAAUUGUUCUGCAAAUAACGAUGAUGAAAUAAACUUAGGUCAUACAUUGUUUUGGAACAUGGUCACUUGGACCAACACCACCCUGCUUUCAUCUUCUGUUGUUGGGAAAAAUGUCUACCGAGUGUUGUUUACAUUAAUGAGCACUCAUUAACUUAUAAAUAUCGAUCUUUUUUAUUUACAAUUAAAUAUUUUCAUUGGGUAUAUUUUGCAACUAUAACACAAAUUAAUCAAUUUAAUGUCUAGGACAUUUGCUUUUACUGCUAUGCAGAGUAUGCAGAAUCAUUUUAUUUAAACUGCACAUAAUUUUGAUGAAAACAUAAGCUGUGGUACAUUAAAACAAUAUAUAUAUAUAUACAUAUAUAUAUAUAUAUAUACAACGAAAGAAAAAUAAGUGUAUUAUGUAAUUAUGUCUUGAAAAUCCGAUUGAAGUGAAUGUAUGAUACUAAAGUCAAACAAUAAAUUUUGUUGGCACAUUUUUUUGUGUGUGACAACAUACAUACUUUAGAGUGAUUCCAGUUAGAGACCGACCGAAAGUGAUUUUCUGAUUUCGGCUGAAACCGAAAAUAGGCCGAAAGUUUAAAAAUGACUUUCGGCCGAAACAGAAAAAAGGCCGAAAGUUAAAAAUGAAUUUUAGCCGAAGCCGAAACCGAAAAUGAAAUAUUUAGAUAUUUUGAAAUGCGUUCCCGCAUACAUUCUGCAUACAUCGAAAAUGAUGGGGGAAAGUAUAAAUAUUUACAUUCUUUUUUAUAAAAAAUGAGAUAAUCGUGAAUAUUAAUAAAUAAACAUCUAAUAUAACAUGUUGUUGUUAAAGAUCGUUUUGUUUGUUAUUGAACAUCGGUUAGUUUGUUUAUAAAGAUCGCUUAAUUUGUUGUUAAAAAUCGUUUAUUUUGUUUUUUAAGAUCGAUUAAUUAUUUUUAAAGAUCUUUUAGUUUGAUCCUAAGAACAUUUAGUUUUCUGUUAAAGAUCGCUUAGUUUAUUCUUAUAACUCAUUUAGUUUACUAUUAAAGAUCAUUUGUUUUGUUCUUAAAGAUCAUUUAGGUCGUUCUUAAAAAUAGCUUAGUUUGUUCUUUAAGAUCGUUCAGUUUUUUUAUUAAAGAUCGCUUAGUUUGUUUUAAAGAUCGUUUAGUUUGUUUUUAAAUGUCGCUUAGUUUGUUGUUAAAUAUCGUUUAGUUUGUUCUCAAAGAUCGCUUAAUUUGUUUUUAAAGAUCGUUUAGUUUGUUAUUAAAGAUCGCUUAAUUUUUUCUUAAAGAUCCUUUAGUUUGUUCUUAAAUGUUGCUUGGUUUGUUAAAUAUCGCUUUCGCCGAGUAUUAGAUGACCGAAAACCUCAGUCACUUUCGGCCGAAACCGAAAAAAAAAACCGAAAGUAAACUUUUCUCUUUCGGCAGAAACCUAAAUUUAGCCGAAAGUGAUAAAAUGUCUACUUUCGGCGCCGAAGCCGAAAUUCGGUCGGUCUCUAACUCCAGUGUUGUAAUCAUACAUAAAUUGUGACUACCAAUAAUUAUUGCACUACAUCAAUAUAUCACCAAUUGGUAGCUUUUUUUUUUUUAUAUAGCAAACUACCAAUAGCCGCUUAGAAGCCACUGGUAGUGGAAUACCAAUGGCUCUCUAGAAGCUAUUGGUAGUUUACUAAAAAUACCUCCGUACAAGCUAUUAGUAGUAAACUACCAAUAGCCACAGCCUCUAUUUAAUCUUCUAACAUAAAAGAUAUCGACUGACCUAAUAAGUCACUAUAAGAAAUCGAAGCCCGAGUCGUAAAUAAAUGGUGCGAGUCCGAGGUCGUGGGUUAAGCCGACACCAACCUGGCUCGGUUACUAGAUUUUAAUCUGUAAACCACCCGCUAUAAAUAGCUCACUGGUCAUGUCAAUCUAACCAUGGCGGUAACAUUUGGUCACUUCAUUAUUAAAGUUGUACUUAAAUUAUUUUGGAUUUGUUCAUUUGUAGACUAAUAUAAACAUUGUAUCAUCUCCACUGGAAAACAAAAUAGUAUUAUGCGUUUGAAAAAAUGAUUUUAAAGACAAAAAUCUUGUCGGGGUGGGGCUCUUUUCAAAACAUAUUAGAUCAACGGUUCUCAACCCUUUCCCAGGGUUCGACUAAGACCAUUGGAAAACAAAUGUAAUAUACAGUUAUGAAGUAGCAAAGAAAAUAAUUUUGUGCUUGGGGGGUCGCCACAACAUGAGGAACCAUAUUUAAGGGUCACGGCAUUAGGAAGGUUGAGAACCACUGUGUUAGAUACUUUUAAUCUCUCAUCUCCUUAUGCUCUGUCACAUUUCACGUGCUGGCCUCUCGAAUACUACAUUUCAGCUAAGUCUUAUUUUUUAAAAAAUCUAAUUCUGUUUUAACUGUUGUUUGUUCGCUUGUGAAGGCUUCUUGCCGACACGUUCCUUAUUUUGGUGCGUUCUUUUUUUUUUUUUUUUCUUUUCGUGGAUUUUCCAUAAUUUGUUUCACUCAUCCCCAGAAGAUACAUUUUUAUAUUUUGCUUUUGUUCCGUUAAAAGUUUAUUUGUUUUCCGUAACUCUGACUGAUCUUAUACUAACUUGUAAAUGACGCUUUUUUUUGUUUGUUUUUUUUUUUUUUUUUUUUCUUUUCGUGGAUUUUCCAUAAUUUGUUUCACUCAUCCCCAGAAGAUACAUUUUUAUAUUUUGCUUUUGUUCCGUUAAAAGUUCAUUUGUUUUCCGUAACUCUGACUGAUCUUAGACUAACGUGUAAAUGACGCCAUGCAUUUUUAUUAUCAUUUCCGUUUGUUUUCUUCUUUCAAGAAUCACUACAACUACCAAUACAGACCCAACACACACACGUCCUUGGAUUACGCGUCCCCGUUGUCUUCUGGCCAGGACACCAAUACCCAGGGCCUGGACGGGUCACCCUCACCAGGGGCCCCCUCACCGGGAGAAUCCCCCGGAGCCGGGAUCGGCCCCAACAACCAGGGAGCGAAAUCUCUGAGACCGCCGUACGAGUGGAUGAAACCGUCAGCAGGACUUCCACAGUCAGGU
Messenger RNA from Lymnaea stagnalis (great pond snail), 6488 nucleotides. Lineage: Eukaryota; Metazoa; Mollusca; Gastropoda; Lymnaeidae. The record is from the annotation of a GenBank genome assembly.